AUGACGAAAGCUGUACAGCUUGCUCUCCUUUCCCUUUCUAUUCUUGCACUCUACACGAAAUAUUACCUCUCCUUUCGGAAUGGAUUCAUUGACCUAUUAUCGGAUAUGGCAGCUCGAAACUCACUUACGGGCCUUGGAGGGUUAAGGACGUACUAUGCAGGAUUACCUUUCCUCGAUGAAUUUCUGGCAGCAUGUGUUAUAUUUUACUGGCCUAUAUUCCAUCCAACUAUGCCUUCUUUACCACUGUAUGCUCUCGCCUUUGCUGGCAGUGUGUUGCCUAUGUGGGUUAUUAUCAUCCUCCAAAAAUGCCGGAGGAAGUGUUUUAGAAAAGCCAUGAUUGAGCAUGACAUAAAUUCUCUGAGUGGGCUUCUGGUCCAGGCCAUCGGUCCAGGGUUAAUAAUACCCCUUUUCCUUGCCAUAGAUAUCACACCAGCCAGACCAGCCGGGCUCUCCGGAAUCUCCAAAGACACCUUAAUGCCUGUUAGCAUCCCAUUGUCUAUGGCUAUAGGCUACAUAUCUUUGCUGCUUCUAGCCUCUCUGCCCGCCCCGGGGAUCAUUUCUUACGAUAUAAAACAGCAAAUUAUUGCGCUAUGGCAGGUGUGGCCGAUUUCUGUUUCCUUGCUCAUUUGGUUAUUUCAGUGUCCGAUUCAUAAACCUCUACAGGAAAAGACGGAAUCUACUGCGGCCACGCUAAAGUAUACUUACGCAUUCGCGUUUGGAUGUUCUGCCAUCCGUCACAUGGUCGUGGUUGGAAUAUCAGUGCUAUCACCCUCACAAGUGCCUCUGCCUGAGCGCCUGAUCUACAUCCAGGAGCACUCCUCUUUCCAGCAAAGAGUUGAAUACUUGGAGAAAGGUAUACUACGUUUCCUUCAUUGGGAUUAUAGACUAUCUGCCCUGGCAACCUUGCUGUGGUGUUCGGCUGUAUACUAUCGACAUGAACAGAGAGGAAUCAACAGGGUAUCCCUUAGUCUUAGUUUCGCGACUCUAGUUGUUUUGUGUGGACCGUGUAGCGUUGCAAUUGGGCUGUGCUGGAGAGAUGACCAUCAUCAGCUCCAGCACCCUGGAAAGCAAAAAGAAGGCAGGCUAGACCUGAUUUCGAUAGGCUACAUAUCGACAGUCAUAUCAUACAUUCGCAGGUAA
Messenger RNA from Aspergillus novofumigatus IBT 16806, 1140 nucleotides. RefSeq lists its product as uncharacterized. The coding region runs from base 1 to 1140 and encodes 379 amino acids. The record is from RefSeq and is a predicted model, not a curated record. The transcript has 3 exons. NCBI's taxonomy places the organism in Eukaryota, Fungi, Ascomycota, Eurotiomycetes, Eurotiales, Aspergillaceae.